AUGAACACUAUAAGAGUACUUAAGAAUACUAUCCUUAUACACCCCAAUGUACACACUUCUCACACCCACACCUCCCACGCAGGCGAUAUGGCGGGAAUACAACAAGAUGACCCUUACUAUCAAGCUCUAGUAGUCUAUGGGAAGAUUGAGGUUGGUCUAGAUGACAAUCCUGAAGAAAACCCUGAAGGAGGCCUUGCAAUGGGUCAGGAGCUGGAACCCAGAGUGGAACCGGAAGAGUAUGUGGUAACUGAUUACGAAUAUGAUGAUUUUGACCGGGAGUCAGAUGAAGGAAAGGACGUUAAGGAGACACCUAGUAAACCUCGCCCAUAG
Molecule: messenger RNA, 330 nt
Organism: Lactuca saligna
Lineage: Eukaryota; Viridiplantae; Streptophyta; Magnoliopsida; Asterales; Asteraceae
Source: the annotation of a GenBank genome assembly